This is a messenger RNA of Anopheles aquasalis, 3349 nucleotides long. RefSeq names its product Argonaute 3 (gene AGO3). The record is from RefSeq and is a predicted model, not a curated record. NCBI's taxonomy places the organism in Eukaryota, Metazoa, Arthropoda, Insecta, Diptera, Culicidae. Gene Ontology annotation, molecular function: protein binding; RNA binding.
UCACCGCAAAAAGUAAGGGAAUUUUUCUUGAUAAUUUCGCAUCAAACACGCGCGUGCAGGCGGAAUUGUGAUCUUUUCAUCGUGCCUUUCAUGCCGAGAACGGCUGGACAGAGUUUGGGGAUAAUCUUAGCAUCAACCAUCCGCCAACAGGCCGGGUGGAGCUAGCCGCCCGUAUCCGAUUCGUCCUCGUGCAAAAAUGAGUCUUCGAGCGAAGUUGGUCCAGUCGAUAAUCGAGGCGGCGAAAGCGGGAAAAUCCUCGUCGUCGGAUGGAGAGGCACCGGCGAAGGUGGCCGCUCCGACCAGCAGCGGAACGAGUGGAUAUGGAACGCAGGAAACAACCGAUCAGGCUAGCAGUAGCGCAGCCGAGCUGCCGAGCCGGACGCGCGGACGCGCAAAGCUGGUUUCGAGCCUCCUCGGACCAUCUCAUCAUCCGCCAGCGGUGGUGGAUGUGGAUAGCGUCCCCGUGCAGAAACCCGCCAUCGGCAGCCGUGGACGACUGGUGCAGGCGGUGCUCUCGACGUUGUCUGAAAAGAGCUCCGCCUCGGUUGUCUCGGUGAGCGCCCCGGGAGAAUCAACCAAAGCGUCAGCAACAGGAGCAGCGGUAGUGGAAGAAGCGGCUGCUGUAGCCGAGCCAAGCUCAUCCAAGCCAGCCAUGGAACCGGUCGUACGUACCGGAUCAAGCGGUUCGAAAGUGUCGCUGAUGGUCAACUACAUGGAGCUAAAGUGUGCGCCGGGCCGGGGCGUUUUCCUCUACACCGUGGACUUCCAGCCGAACGUUGAUUCACGGCCGGCACGGAGCCGCUGCCUCGAGCAGAACGCGAGCAUCCUCGGUUCGACCUUUACGUUCACCGGUGAUUUGAUGAUGCUGCCAGUGAAGCUGCCGGACAAUGUGACCACGUGCAAGGCCAAGAAUCCAAACAAUGACGAACCGGUCACGAUGACGAUUAAGUUCCGCGGGGCGCAGAAGAUGAGCGAGAACGUCAACUUCUACAACACGCUGUUCCGGCGCAUCAUGCACUUUCUGCAGCUGACCGAGAUGGGCCGGAAGUGUUUCGAUCCGUCACAGAUGCGCGUCAUACCGCAGCAGCGGCUCGAGGUGUGGCCGGGGUAUGUGACGGCAAUCAACGAGUACGAGGGUGGCCUGAUGCUGAACCUCGACGUGACGCACCGGGUGCUGAUGCAGACGACCGUGUACGAGCUGAUGCAGACGAUCGCGAUGGCCGACAAGAAACAGUUCCGGGACAACGUGAAGAAGACGCUGCUCGGUAUGGUUGUGCUGACGCGCUACAAUAACAAAACGUACCGCAUCGAUGACAUCCUGUUCGAUGAGAACCCACAGUCCACGUUCGAUUACCGUGGCGAUAAGAUCUCGUACGCCGACUACUACCAGCGGCAGCAUGGCAUCAAGAUCCAGGAUCUGCAGCAGCCGCUGCUGUUGAAUCGUACCGAGCGCAUGGUGACCGGCAGUGCCAAGCCUCUCGAAAUGCUCUUCUGUCUGGUACCGGAAAUUUGCUUCCUCACCGGAUUGACCGAUGAAAUGCGGAGCGAUUUUAUGGUGAUGCGUGAUAUUGCGACGUACACUCGCGUAACGCCGAACCAACGGUUGGCGGCCAUGCAGCGAUACUGUGAGCGGGUGAUCUCGAACGAGAAGGCAAGCAAGCUGCUGUCGGACUGGGGCCUCGAGCUAGUGACCAAGCCAAAGAUACUGGUCGGUCGAACGCUGGACCAGGAAAAGAUUCAGUUUGCCAACGGAACGGUGAAUGCUGGCCCGAAUGCAGACUUUAACCGCAACGUGACCGACUAUCAGAUGCUGGAGGUUGUGAACAUUCGCCAGUGGGUACUGGUGCACACGUCACGCGAUGGCCGUUGUGCCAAAACGUUCCUCGACUAUGUCCAUCGGUGCAGCCGGGCCCUUGGUAUCGAUAUUGCGCAACCGAAAACCAUCGUCCUGCCCAGCGAUGACCUGAAGGAGUACUCGAACCUGCUGCGUACGCGCAUCCCCAACGGGACGCAGAUCGUGGUGCUGAUCUGUCCGACCUCGCGUGACGAUCGUUACGCAAUGAUCAAACGCAUUUGCUGCUCGGAGGUACCGGUUCCGACGCAAGUCAUCAACUCGCGCACGUUGAUGAACGAGAAAAAGAACCGCACGAUCGUGCAGAAGAUCAUCAUGCAGAUGAACUGCAAGCUCGGCGGUACACUGUGGGGCGUCGAUAUACCGAUGGCGAACACGAUGAUCUGCGGUAUUGACGCGUAUCAUCAUGCGCGCGGUGCAGACAAAUCGGUGACCGCGUUCAUCGCUUCGCUCGAUGCGGUCUUUACGCACUGGUUCUCACAUGCGACACUACAGGGCGCCCGGGAGGAGAUGGGCAAUGGGUUGGCGUUAUCGCUGGAACGCUCACUGGUCGCGUACCAGCGCCGCAACUGCCAGCUGCCCGAUCGUAUUGUCAUCUUCCGCGACGGUGUCGGUGAUUCGCAGCUGCAGAUGUGCGAACAGUACGAGCUGAUGCAGCUAGCGGCGGCCUGCAAGCUAGUGGAACCGUCGUACAGCCCCAAGAUCACGUUCAUCGUCGUGCAGAAGCGCAUCCUGACGCGCCUGUUUGCCGUGGAUCGCACUACGAACGAUGUGAGCAACCCACUGCCCGGUACGGUCAUGGAUCACAGUGUGACCCGGCGCUUCCUGUUCGAUUACUUCCUCGUGUCGCAGAACGUACGCCAGGGUACGGUGACACCGUCGCAUUACAUUGUGCUGCGUGACGAUUGUAAAUUCCGGCCCGAUAUUCUGCAGCGAUUGAGCUACAAGCUGUGCUACAUGUAUUACAAUUGGCCCGGUACCGUCCGUGUACCGGCCUGCUGUCAGUAUGCACACAAGUUGGCCUAUCUGAUCGGACAGUCGGUGAAGCGUAUGCCAGACGAAAGCCUUAACGAUAAGCUGUAUUACCUGUAAGCGCAGCGCAGCGCAGCAGAUGCUGUACAGCUUCAGGAAUUAGGAGUCUCAAAUAGGUGGCGGAUCAUUCAUGAAAACAAUUCGCAACCAAAGCAAUAUCUCUCCAUUGAUUAGUGUUACUUAACACUUUUAGCUUCAUUUCUUAAUUUCUUUCGUAUUAUUAUCAUUGAAUCGCACCCCAUGGAGUGGCGAUUAUUGUAUGCCACAGUGGUAAUACUGAGAGCAUACCGUUUAAAAAUCAUCCAUUUCCUAUCGAUUAAGACGAACGAAUAUGCUCCGCCUGAUUGAUCUGAACACCGGUUCCUGGUACGUUGCCUUGUAUUAUUAAGCCUAGAGCUCCCGGCAGUGCAAAAAAGAUUUAGGUAAUUUAAGAAAGGGUAGGAAUUUUAUAAUAAAAACAUAAUA